UCAAGUCAUGGAUUGGAGCAUGAGAUUUUGGCUCUUCGCUGAAAAGAAGGAAAAAACAUGUACGUGCAUGCCAAGUUCCUGGAAUAUCAUUUUCGGGAUGGGAGAUCAAAGUCAUGGAUUGGAGCGCGCGAUUUUGGAUCUUCGCAGAAAAAAAGGAAAAGACAUGCACCUGCUUGCCCACCUGGUGGAAUGUUCUCUUCGGCAUGGUUCUAGGGACGAUCUCAGUCCUGGUUUUUGCUGGUGCAAUGGCGCAAGCCGGCUUCGAAUGAACCGGGAUUCGACAAGGAAGCCUGGCGGCGUGGCUACAGCGCCGAGCGCGAAAGAGCAAGCUGCGCGCCGUCGUAUCGGCGCUCCAGUACUGGGGAACCAAUGGGUUUCCGGAAAAUUUGAAACUAUUUGUAGCGAUAAGCGCUACGGCGCUGGCAACGUUCCUGUUAUGCAGAGGAACGUACGGCCACAUUGAAUAAAGAUGAAUGAACGACCACAA
Dermacentor andersoni is the source of this 487-nucleotide messenger RNA. RefSeq lists its product as uncharacterized. Lineage: Eukaryota; Metazoa; Arthropoda; Arachnida; Ixodida; Ixodidae. The record is from RefSeq and is a predicted model, not a curated record.